Molecule: messenger RNA, 174 nt
Organism: Cetraspora pellucida
Lineage: Eukaryota; Fungi; Glomeromycota; Glomeromycetes; Diversisporales; Gigasporaceae
Source: the annotation of a GenBank genome assembly
AUGAUUGAUGACUUUGAUGGCUUGGUGACAUUAAUAAAUUAUAGAAAAAAGAUUUCAUCUCAUUCAAAUACUGUGAAAAUCAGGAAAAAGAGAUUGAUGAAAUCGGUAGACUCCAAUCCAUGGAACGGCAAGAAGUCAUCAACGUUGUUAAUUACCGUAUAUCAUGGUGAUUGA